Cyphomyrmex costatus is the source of this 1224-nucleotide messenger RNA. RefSeq names its product 5'-AMP-activated protein kinase subunit beta-1 (gene alc). The transcript has 5 exons. The coding region runs from base 228 to 1076 and encodes 282 amino acids. Gene Ontology annotation, cellular component: cytoplasm; nucleus; nucleotide-activated protein kinase complex. NCBI's taxonomy places the organism in Eukaryota, Metazoa, Arthropoda, Insecta, Hymenoptera, Formicidae. Gene Ontology annotation, molecular function: protein kinase binding. The record is from RefSeq and is a predicted model, not a curated record. Gene Ontology annotation, biological process: signal transduction.
UCUUGUGACAUGAUAAGUGUGUUGUAUACAUCUACAAUAAAAAAGUUGUAAUCCUCAUUUCUCGCAAACGAUCUAAACAUUUGUAAGAAUAGAAUCACAUUGGAAUCUUUUCGAGAUCGAAGGACCGACCUAGCUUUAACGUCACCAACGAAUGUUUACAUUCUCGAUUCGUCGUUGAUGUAUAUCGGAGCACCAGGUGACAUUGUUGCAAAGACUUAAACGCAAUAAUGGGUAAUGCGGGAAGCAAUCAACCUGUCGGUCAUCAUCACGGCGCUACAGUGAGCAGAGAGCAUCGACACAGCAAAGAUCAUCCUCCACCCUCCCCAGGAAAGGAAGGCCAGGCGUUCGUCUUUGACAAAAAACCCAGCCAGAAGCUUGUAUUUCAGUCCUCCCAUGAAGAAGAAGAAUCGUACUUUUCAAAAAGCGGCCAACAGGAUGGAGAAGACUUUGGAUCACAGCGUCCGAGAUCUAACACGGUGUCUGAGGGUACAAAAGUUGCAGACAGUAAGGUGUUACCAACUGUUUUCAAAUGGGAAGGAGGUGGAAAGCAGGUAUAUAUUAGCGGGACAUUUACUGGAUGGAAAACGUUACCAAUGGUAAAGAGCCAUGGAGAUUUUGUCACGAUAAUUGAUCUACCAGAAGGAGAACAUCAGUAUAAAUUUUUUGUUGAUGGAGAAUGGAGACACGAUCCUGGACUGAAAAUUGUAGACAAUGGCAUGGGUUCGAAGAACAAUUUAGUCUCUGUAAGGAAAUCUGAUUUUGAAGUAUUUCAAGCUCUUGCAAAAGACAGUGAAGGUGUUACGAAUAGCACUCAAAUGGAAUAUGGACAAGAAAUACCACCACACAAACCUUGGGAGAAAAUAACUGGGCCACCUAUCUUACCGCCACAUCUGCUACAAGUUAUCCUUAACAAGGACACGCCGUUAUCCUGUGAGCCUACUCUUCUACCUGAACCAAAUCAUGUUAUGCUGAACCAUCUUUAUGCUUUGAGCAUUAAAGACAGCGUGAUGGUCCUAUCAGCCACACAUCGUUAUCGCAAAAAAUAUGUUACAACUUUGCUUUACAAACCGAUCUAAAUUUAAUCAUUCCCGUGUUUGUUGGUGCUGUACAUUUUUUAAAUUAUAAAUAACACAGAAGCCCAGACGCGAUAUUGAUGCGUAAGAUUUUUACAAGCUUUUUUGAGACAAAGUAGAAGAAGAUUAUAAUAUCCAGAAAUGGUUGGUU